Molecule: messenger RNA, 3142 nt
Organism: Papaver somniferum (opium poppy)
Lineage: Eukaryota; Viridiplantae; Streptophyta; Magnoliopsida; Ranunculales; Papaveraceae
Product: probable leucine-rich repeat receptor-like protein kinase At1g35710
Exons: 2
Coding region: 428-3142 (904 amino acids)
Biological process (GO): protein phosphorylation; hormone-mediated signaling pathway
Cellular component (GO): plasma membrane
Molecular function (GO): protein kinase activity; protein binding; ATP binding
Source: RefSeq, a predicted model, not a curated record
UGUUGUUUUUUCUUAUGAUUCAUCGUCUUCUUUAAUUCAUAGAAAACAGUUACCUGCAGUAAGAGAAGAAGUAGAGUCUCUUUUGAUUUGGAAAUCAACCCUUAAGAACCAAACUCACUCUUUGCUCCGUUCUUGGAAGAGAAGUUCCAAUAGCAAUACAACAAGUCCAUGCAAGUGGGACGGAAUCACUUGUAACAGCAAGGGAAGUGUAACUGAAUUAAAUUUAACAAGUUCAAAUUUACAAGGUACACUUUAUAGUUUCAACUUCUCAUCUUUCACCAACUUUGUUAGCAUUGACUUGAGCAACAAUAAACUCUUCGGAUUCAUUCCCUUUCAAAUUGGCAAUCUUUCAAAACUAUCCUAUCUAAAUCUUUUUAUUAAUACAUUUUCCGGACAUCUUCCGGUAGAAAUAGGAUUUCUUACAAAUAUGACUUUUUUAGAUAUUUCUCAAAAUCAAAUUAGUGGUCGGAUCCCUACUUCUAUAUAUAAUUUAAGCAACCUAGACACUUUAUAUCUUGAUCAAAACCAACUCUCCGGUACCAUCCCUCCACAUAUCGGAAUGCUAAAGUCCCUUACUCGCCUAACAUUGUCCACCAACAAUCUCACGGGUCCGAUCCCUACAUCUUUAUGUAACCUCAACAACCUAAAUAUUAUAUACCUUCAUGAAAAUAAACUUUCAGGUUAUAUUCCUCAAGAAAUAGGAAAGCUAAGCUCACUUAUUGAGUUGACACUGUCCACAAACGAUCUCGUCGGUCCAAUCCCUACUUCCAUUACUAAACUCAGCAAGCUAGACACUCUAUACUUGUAUGAAAAUAAACUUUCUGGUACCAUUCCUCAAGAUAUCGGAAGGCUAACGUCACUUACAGACCUUGAGUUGUCUACAAACAAUUUCACUGGUCCGAUUCCUGCUUCUAUAUGUAACCUUAGCGGCCUAAAUACUCUAUACUUAUUUCAAAAUAAACUGUCUGGUUACAUUCCACAAGACAUUGGAAACCUAGGGUCUCUUGUUGACUUAGAGUUAAACAUGAACAAUCUCAAUGGUCCAAUCCCUAGUUCUAUAUGUAAUUUGAGCAACUUGGACAUCCUACUACUUCAUCAAAAUCAACUUUCUGGUCAAAUUCCUCAAGAAAUUGGAAGGCUUGGGUCUCUUACUAACUUGAUGUUGUCCUCAAACAAUCUAACCGGUUCCAUUCCAGGUUCUUUAUGUAAUAUCAGCAACCUAAACAUGUUAUACCUUUUUAAUAAUCAACUUUCUGGAACCAUCCCCGAAGAAAUUGGAAAACUAAGUCUCGUUACUGACGUUGGAUUGUGGAAAAAUUAUCUCACUGGUCCAAUCCCUUCUUCUUUAAGCAAUCUUACCAACUUAAUCAAACUUAACAUAUAUGAAAAUCAGUUUUCUGGUACCAUUCCUCAAGAUAUUGGAAGGCUGAGAUCUCUUACCUACUUUGCUCUGUCUACAAACAAUUUCGUUGGUCGGAUUCCUGCUUCUUUAUGUAAUUUAACAGUUGGGAUGUUGCCUAACUUGCAACGUCUCUAUCUAUAUAAUAAUCAGCUUACCGGACCGAUUCCCAAACAACUUGGAGGAUGUUCAAAUUUACUUGAAUUGGAUUUGAGUAGAAACCGUUUGAACGGAAGCAUUCCACAUCAGAUUGGAAGCUUGAUUUCAUUACAAAUCAGAUUGGAUCUCAGUCAAAAUGAGUUGAGUGGAGAAAUACCAUCUGAGUUUGGGAAACUAAACAAACUAGAAAGAUUAAAUUUGUCACACAACAAGCUUUCCGGUUCAAUUCCCUCUUCAUUUGAUGAAAUGCUUAGCUUGACCACUGCCGAUGUUUCGUACAAUGAAUUAACUGGUCCUAUUCCAAACAUGAAGGCAUUUAAUGAUGCUCCAUUUGAUGCAUUGAAGAACAACAGUGGUUUAUGUGGUAAUCACUCCGGAGGUUUUCAACUAUGUGAUUCCUCGGUUAUGAAUGCAAGAAAAAAGGCGAAACCAAGACUUGUGUUGAUAAUUUUAGUUUCACUGUUUGGUUCAUUGUUUCUUUUGUUCAUAUUUCUUGUUAUCUUUUUUCGCCUGCGAAAAAGACAAGUAGGAAAUCUCGAGCAGGUGGAUCAACCUACAGAUACAAAACCAAAAAGAAACAUAUUUUCGGUACAGAACUAUGAUGGGAAACUUGUGUUUGAAGAAAUUAUUGCAGCAACAGAAAAUUUUGAUACUAAAUAUUGCAUUGGGGCGGGAGGAUAUGGGAGUGUCUACAAGGUAGAUUUGUCGACAGGCCAGGUUGUUGCUGUGAAGAAGCUUCACUCGUCAGAUGAAGAUUCUGAAAUAGUUGAUCUUAAAUCUUUCGAAAAUGAAGUUCAUGCAUUGACUGAAAUCCGGCAUAAGAACAUCGUAAAACUCUUUGGUUUCUGCUCUAGUGUAGAGCGAAGAAUCUCAUUUUUGGUUUAUGAGUUUGUAGAGAGAGGGAGUUUGAAAAAGAUUUUAUGCGAUGGGGAACAAGCGGCAGAGUUCGAUUGGACAAAGAGGAUAAGAUUCAUCAGGGGAACAGCUAAUGCAAUUACAUACAUGCACCAUGAUUGCAUUCCGGCAAUAGUUCAUAGGGACAUAUCUAGCAACAAUGUCUUGUUGGAUUUCGAAUAUGAAGCUCGUGUUUCGGAUUUUGGUACUGCAAGGAUUUUGAAGCCAGAUUCGUUUAAUUGGACAUCACUUGCAGGAACAUACGGAUAUGUUGCUCCAGAACUUGCUUAUACAAUGAAGGUAACAGAGAAGUGCGAUGUUUAUAGCUUUGGAGUACUCGUGCUAGAAGUACUACAUGGGAGGCACCCAUCCGAGAUAAUCACAUCACUCUUUCCCGAGCUCUUUCCAUCGUUGUCAUCAUCCAUGGCUACGAAUCUUACGGGAAAAAAUUUAAUGUUGAAGGAAAUCUUGGACCAGUGCGUUGGAGCACCAACGGAUGUCGUGAAGAAAGAGAUAAUGUACUUUAUGAAGGUUGGUCUCUCAUGCUUACGUGGGGAUCCACGUACUCGGCCAGCAAUGCAACAAGUAUCUGCAGAGCUAUCGCUACCAGCUGAGAGAAGACCGUUCUUUGGGAAGCCCUUUGAAAAUGUUACAUUGGGAGACCUACUGAUGGGGGAUUCGCAAAAAUGA